This is a messenger RNA of Habropoda laboriosa, 1224 nucleotides long. RefSeq names its product odorant receptor 42b-like. The record is from RefSeq and is a predicted model, not a curated record. The transcript is spliced from 5 exons. Bases 1 to 1224 code for a protein of 407 amino acids. Gene Ontology annotation, biological process: sensory perception of smell; detection of chemical stimulus involved in sensory perception of smell. Gene Ontology annotation, molecular function: odorant binding; olfactory receptor activity. Gene Ontology annotation, cellular component: plasma membrane. Lineage: Eukaryota; Metazoa; Arthropoda; Insecta; Hymenoptera; Apidae.
AUGAGUAACGACAAAACCGUGGUCACAGAAAUCAAUAUAACUGCCAGCAGCGAUUACAGUCUCCAGUGGAAUCGAUGGGCGAUGAAAAGCAUAGGCACAUGGCCACAGUUCUCGUCGAACCUCGAGAGAAACAUCUCUCGAAUAUUAAACGUGAUCUGCUACACCGCAAUACUAUUCUCGAUAAUCCCUUGUUCGUUGCACCUAAUGCUGGAAAAAGGGACUUUCUACACGAAAGUGAAAAUACUCGGUUCGUUGAGCCACUGGGUGUUCUGUAUCAUCAGUUACACCAUGCUGUUGCUGCGACGUAAAACCAUACGUCACUUUUUCAAUCAUAUGGAGACCGAUUGGAGAACGACGACGAGAAAGGAGAAGAAAGAAGUCAUGUUGAAGUACGCGAAAUUUAGUCGAUACGCGGCGAUUUCUUGUACGAUCUUCAUACACGGUGGUAUACUUGGAUAUUGUGUUAUGACAGCGUCCACCACGAUGGUUGUCGUGGUUGGAAACAAGACUACGAUCUUGCGCGUGCUGCCCUUACCAAUGUACAAAGGGCUCCUUCCAGUCGAUACGAAUACUAUGAACGACAUCGUUGUUUUGUCACAAUUUCUCUCCGGAUUUAUAGCGAACAACAGUGCGAUCAGUGUUAUAAGCCUUACAAGUGCUCUAACAUCACACGCGUCUGGCCAGUUGAGCGUGGUUAUGUUGUCGAUCGAAGAUUUUGUGAGUGAAGCGAGACGCAGAGGGAAGGACGAUCAUUUCGACGAAAUACCGACAAUCGUGGAGGAACAUUUGAGAGUGUUGAACUUCAUAUCGCGCAUAGAGGCAAUGAUGAACAAAGCGUGUUUCCUGGAGUUAAUGAGGUGCAUGAUAGCUGUAUGCGCACUUGGAUAUUAUAUAUUCAUGGUAGAUGAAUGGGCAGAGAGCGAUGCUAAAAUCUUAAUCACGUACUUUGUAGCACUCGUUGCUAUUGUUUCUAAUACAUUUAUACUCUGUUAUAUCAGCGAAAGGCUGACAGAACAGUGCUUGAAAGUUGGUGAAGUGGUUUACAUGACAGAUUGGUAUUAUCUGCCACAGAGAAGAAUCCUCGAUUUAAUUCUGAUCAUUAAACGAUCGAACGUGGUCGUUAAAGUCACCGCUGGAAAAGUAUUACAUAUGUCGCUUUACACGUUCGGCGAUGUAGUAAAAACAGGAUUCGCCUACAUGAAUAUGCUUUGUCAAAUGUCCUGA